This is a messenger RNA of Cottoperca gobio, 1313 nucleotides long. It is a transcript of the gene smim10l3, whose product is annotated as small integral membrane protein 10 like 3. The record is from RefSeq and is a predicted model, not a curated record. The transcript has 2 exons. NCBI's taxonomy places the organism in Eukaryota, Metazoa, Chordata, Actinopteri, Perciformes, Bovichtidae. The coding region runs from base 212 to 412 and encodes 66 amino acids.
UCCCGUCGACCAUAACAGGAAUGAUCGGUAGAGAAGCUGUUGGGGUGGAGCAACUCUGCCUACACAACCAGCACAAUAAAAAUGGAGCUCGGUGUCAGACAGCUAUAGAAAUAUGAACUGUCACUCACCAGUCAGCACUUUACUCGUUUGUUCGCCUCACUAACUGACACUGUAACCGUAGUAACUAACCGCCCGGGCAGACUUCGACUGUAUGGCGGGUCUGUCUUAUUUAGUGCUCCGGUUUUCGGGCUCCGCUGGUCGGACUUACGGAGUGUUUUCCAAAGGCUUGACGAGGACUUUGUUGAUAUUUUUUGAUCUCGCGUGGCGACUGCGAAUCAGAUUCCCUUAUAUCUACCUGGUCGCUUCGAUGAUGUUUAAUGUCAGAUUGCAGGUCCACAUUGAAAUCCACUGAAUCUUCAAUGCCUGUAUUUGGACUUAAAUUCAAUACAUUGUGGGCAAUGCCAUGUUUCUGCCCUCUAAAAGAAACUGUGUGGCACUGCACAGCGACGCGAAGGAAGAGGACAUUUAAUUCUGUGUGACCAUGCAACAAAGUGACACACACGGCUGGUUGUUGCAGUCAGCCCUCGCUACACGAGCCAAGUGCCUUUGCAUGGGAAGCACGGCAGUGAAGUCUGCAAAAAUGAGCCGCGGUCAUGUGUGAGGGAGGAGGGGGAAACAAUGCCUCACGUUAACCCUUUUAACUCGCCACCAGAGAACCAGGAGCUGCUUGUCCUGGCCGUGGAGAUUGUGUCGUAUGACAGGUUGAUGACUGCCUUUUCUCUCUGGAUAUCGAGAACUCUGGCGUAGAUAUGAAUACGGAUGAUUGUUACUGUGGUACUUUGUAGCUACUCUUCAAUGUCUGACAUGUAUGUUUAUUAGGUGCUCAGUGUCAACAUCUGACUUUAAUUUAAAAAGUAAAAAUCUACACCGCAUGGCACAAACAAGCAUGUUUCUUGUCCUCUGUGGCUCGGGACACUUUAUUUGGGGUUAGCUGUAUAAGCGGUACAUCUUUUAUUAUAGGAGAACAGUACAGCUGCCACUACUGGAAACGUCUGUUAUUAAGUGCAGUCUCAAAGGGAAUCACUGCAUGUUUCUUUGUGUUCGCACACACACGUCAUCUCACUCAUUGUUCUUUCUGCAUAUCAGUGGCACUGGAAAUGCAGAGUUGGUGAAAAAAAUGUUACCUUCAAAGUUUUUUUUUUAGCAGCAUUUGUUUUUAUUUCUGUGGAAAAUGUGAGUGUUGGGUUUUGAAGUCACAGAAGUGAGGGUAAGGAUAAUUGAAUUUGGGAAGUAAUAAAUGAAUGAAAUCACUA